AAACUAUAUCAAGAGCAGAGCGGGUUAUUUUGCAUCUAGAAGUUCUAGAAGCGCGAAGUCCUGUUUUUCUGUCAACGUGUAAGUCUCAAGUUCAAGAUGCCUGUCCCAAGUCUCCAAAAACCUGCCCCAGUAUUCAAGGGAACUGCAGUUGUCGACGGAGUAUUCAAAGAUAUAAGUCUGCAAGACUACAAAGGUCAGUACGUCGUACUAUUUUUCUACCCAUUGGACUUCACCUUCGUUUGCCCAACCGAAAUUGUCGCAUUCUCUGAUCGUAUCGAGGAGUUCAAGAAAAUCAAGACCGCCGUUGUGGGAUGCUCAACAGACAGUCAUUUCUCUCAUUUGGCAUGGAUUAAUACACCGAGGAAACAGGGAGGUUUGGGCCCAAUGAACAUUCCCUUGUUGGCCGACAAGAACCUCAAAAUCUCACGAGACUACGGUGUCCUUGACGAAGAAACUGGAAUCCCGUUCAGAGGUCUGUUCAUCAUCGAUGGAAAAGGUAUAUUGAGACAAAUCACCAUCAACGAUUUGCCGGUUGGAAGAAGUGUCGACGAAGCAUUGAGGUUGGUACAGGCUUUCCAAUUUACCGACGAACACGGUGAAGUGUGCCCAGCUGGCUGGACCCCAGGAAAAAAGACCAUGAAACCCGAUGUCAAAGAAUCCAAAAACUACUUCGCCGACAGUUAAACUCGUAGCUACCUACACAAAGUCUGAUAUUUUAUCUUUACAUUAUGUAUUUGUAAUGCCCAUGUAUUGGAAACAGUUUUUUUCACCUAUUAGUUGUUAAAAUAUUAUCAAUAAAUUCACUUUAUUUUUU
Coccinella septempunctata (seven-spotted ladybird) is the source of this 814-nucleotide messenger RNA. Its product is annotated as peroxiredoxin 1-like. Bases 97 to 684 code for a protein of 195 amino acids. Gene Ontology annotation, molecular function: thioredoxin peroxidase activity. Gene Ontology annotation, cellular component: cytosol. Gene Ontology annotation, biological process: removal of superoxide radicals; cellular response to stress; response to oxidative stress. The transcript has a single exon. The record is from RefSeq and is a predicted model, not a curated record. Lineage: Eukaryota; Metazoa; Arthropoda; Insecta; Coleoptera; Coccinellidae.